AUGCUCCGGGUGAGGAUCGAACUCACAACCUCCGCAUUCCUUAUGAUGUCGUCUCAUACUGUCUAUAAGUACGGCGCGCUAACCGAUUGUGCUACCGGAGCAUUCACGAAACAGCGCUGCUUACAUUCUUUAUCAGAAUCAUAUAAGGAAUAUUUUGAAAGAAAAAUGCUCCGGGUGAGGAUCGAACUCACAACCUCCGCAUUCCUUAUGAUGUCGUCUCAUACUGUCUAUAAGUACGGCGCGCUAACCGAUUGUGCUACCGGAGCAUUCACGAAACGCUGCUUACAUUCUUUAUCAGAAUCAUAUAAGGAAUAUUUUUGGAAAGAAAAAUGCUCCGGAAUCUAUAAGGAAAGAAACAAAAACGAGGAUCGAACUCACAACCUCCGCCUUAUGAUUGUCUAUAAGUACGGCGCUACCGGAGCAUUCACGAAGCGCUGCUUACAUUCUUUAUCAGAAUCAUAUAAGGAAUAUUUUUGGAAAGAAAAAUGCUCCGGUACGGCGCGCAAACCGAUUGUGCUACCGGAGCAUUCACGAAGCGCUGCUUACAUUCUUUAUCAGAAUCAUAUAAGGAAUAUUUUUGGAAAGAAAAAUGCUCCGGGUGAGGAUCGAACUCACAACCUCCGCAUUCCUUAUGAUGUCGUCUCAUACUGUCUAUAA
Molecule: messenger RNA, 657 nt
Organism: Acanthosepion pharaonis
Lineage: Eukaryota; Metazoa; Mollusca; Cephalopoda; Sepiida; Sepiidae
Source: the annotation of a GenBank genome assembly